This is a messenger RNA of Cannabis sativa, 1170 nucleotides long. RefSeq names its product probable CCR4-associated factor 1 homolog 9. The record is from RefSeq and is a predicted model, not a curated record. Gene Ontology annotation, cellular component: P-body; CCR4-NOT complex; CCR4-NOT core complex. The transcript has a single exon. Gene Ontology annotation, molecular function: nucleic acid binding; poly(A)-specific ribonuclease activity. NCBI's taxonomy places the organism in Eukaryota, Viridiplantae, Streptophyta, Magnoliopsida, Rosales, Cannabaceae. The coding region runs from base 92 to 1108 and encodes 338 amino acids.
AGAGAGAGAGAGGAGCCAAAGACGGACCAAGUCUGAUCCGUUACUUGUUUUAGUCAAAAGCAAACGCGUUCAACUCAUUUCUCCACUUACAAUGAACCCUCUCUCUCUCUCUCUCUCUCUCUCUUCCAAGCAACAUCCCCCACCUUCAUCACUUACCUCUUUACAUAUAUUUAUAUAUAUAUCAACUCUCUCUUCACCCAAAUCAGAUACAGAACAACAAAAUCAUUCUCAAUCUCAUCCACAAUUAAUAUAUUCCAAGAUGUUUAAGCAAGAUUUAAUCUCUAAUCCCAAACCGAUUGUGAUUCGGGAAGUUUGGGCCGAAAAUUUGGAAUCCGAAUUCGAUUUGAUCGGACAACUCAUCGAUCAAUAUCCUUACAUCUCAAUGGAUACGGAGUUUCCCGGUGUAGUUUUUAGGCCAGCUAUGGAUUCUAACCGACCUUAUCAACCUCGUAAAGUACGACCCUCAGAUCACUACAAACUACUCAAAUCCAACGUCGACGAGCUUAAUCUCAUCCAAGUCGGUUUAACUCUGACCGAUUCUCACGGAAACCUACCGGAUCUCGGUCAAGACAGCCGUUUCAUAUGGGAGUUUAAUUUCAACGAUUUUGAUAUGGCGCGUGAUAAAUACGCUCCCGAUUCGAUCGAGUUGUUGCGUCGUCAAGGGAUCGAUUUCGACAGGAACUUGAGCGAUGGGAUUGAAUCGGCUCGGUUCGCCGAGCUUAUGAUGUCUUCUGGUUUGGUCUGUAACGACGCCGUUAGCUGGGUGACUUUUCACAGCGCUUACGAUUUUGGUUAUCUUGUUAAGAUUUUGACGAAUCGGAAUCUUCCUGGAGCGUUGGAUGAGUUUCUUAGGGUUGUGAGAGUGUUUUUUGGGAACAGAGUUUACGACGUGAAACACAUGAUUAGGUUCUGUAAUAGUUUGUACGGAGGAUUGGAUCGGGUUGCCAAAACCCUAGAGGUGAAAAGGGCGGUCGGAAAAUGUCACCAGGCCGGUUCAGAUAGUCUGCUGACGUGGCACGCUUUCCAAAAGAUGAGAGACGUGUAUUUUGUGAGUGCUGCGGCUGCGGAGAGCCACGCUGGCGUGUUGUUUGGAUUGGAAGUGUAUUGAUUUUGUAAUUAAUUUAAAAAUUCAAAUUAUAAUAGAAAUUAAUUCAUUAUUUGAUGAUUAAA